Vanderwaltozyma polyspora DSM 70294 is the source of this 216-nucleotide messenger RNA. RefSeq names its product Tkp3 protein. The transcript has a single exon. The annotation marks the transcript as partial. NCBI's taxonomy places the organism in Eukaryota, Fungi, Ascomycota, Saccharomycetes, Saccharomycetales, Saccharomycetaceae. The record is from RefSeq and is a predicted model, not a curated record.
AUAGAAGAGGUUAUAGCGCUAGUAGGAGAAGAUGAUAAGAAUAAAAAGUAUUAUUGCUUAUUCAAAGGAGUAGACCCGAAGAUAACAGUUGAGUUAUCGAAAAAACAAUUUAAUAGAAUACCAACAACGAAAAGAUUAAAUAUGCUGGCGACAUUUAUGCAAUUAGUAGGAACUCUUCGAGAGGAAGAAGAGGGAGAAGAUGUCGUAAUGAAUUAG